Molecule: messenger RNA, 4771 nt
Organism: Thamnophis elegans (Western terrestrial garter snake)
Lineage: Eukaryota; Metazoa; Chordata; Lepidosauria; Squamata; Natricidae
Gene: STRN4
Product: striatin 4
Exons: 18
Coding region: 27-2318 (763 amino acids)
Cellular component (GO): dendrite
Molecular function (GO): armadillo repeat domain binding; protein phosphatase 2A binding; calmodulin binding
Source: RefSeq, a predicted model, not a curated record
CCUCCGCGCCGGCCGGCCGGGCCGCGAUGUGGCAGCAGCAGCCGCCGCCGCCGCCGCCUCCCCCGCCGCUGCUGUCGUCGGCCAUGGAAGGCGAGCGGGCCCCGCCGGCUCGGGCUCCGCCGCCGCCUCAGGCGCUCCAGGCCGCGGGGGGAGACCAGGCGCUGCCGCCCAGCGGAGCCAUCGCCGCCGCCUCCGCUUCCAGCCCGGGCAGCGGCGAGUUGAGCCUGCCGGGCAUCCUGCACUUCAUCCAGCACGAGUGGGCGCGCUUCGAGGCCGAGAAGAGCCGCUGGGAGGCCGAGCGGGCCGAGCUGCAGGCCCAGGUGGCUUUCCUGCAGGGCGAGAGGAAGGGUCAGGAGAACCUGAAGGCCGACCUCGUGCGGAGAAUCAAGAUGCUGGAGUACGCUUUGAAGCAAGAAAGGUCAAAAUACCACAAGUUGAAAUUUGGCACUGAGCUGAACCAGGGGGAAAAGAAACCGGAGGCCUCUGAACCAGUGUCCAACGGGCCAGCCGAGCCCCUUUCCCUGGAGAACAGCCCCUUCAUCUGGAAAGAAGGACGCCAGCUCCUCCGUCAGUAUCUGGAAGAAGUGGGCUACACGGACACCAUCCUGGACAUGCGCUCCAAGCGAGUCUGCUCUCUGCUGGGCCGCUGCUCCAUGGAGCUGAACGGGGCUGCUGAAGCUGGCGGACUGGGCACUGGACCAGCCCUGGCGGCCACCAGCCUCAACGGAGGAGAGUCGCUUCUCGUCAAGCAGAUCGAGGAGCAGAUCAAAAGGAACGCAGGGAAGGAAGUGAAGGAGCGGAUCAGUAACCCCGUCAUGGAGAAAAUCCCCUUUUUGAGGGGUUGUGAGGACGACGACAGUGACGAAGAGGAGGAUAUGGAAGGCCUGUCCCUGGAGACUCAGCGGCAGCAUAAGAAGCAGCGCGUAAAGCUCGCCAACAAGCCCCUGAUGCCCGAAGUGGAGGAUGAAGACGACGAUGAAGAUUCGGAGGACGCCCUGAGCGAGUUCGACUACUUGGGCUCCGGGGAAAACGGGGAAGGAUCUGGGGACACGCGGCGUGCUGGGGAUGGCAACGAACUGGGGCCCCGCAGGGUGAAGCUGCAAGGGAUGCUGGCUGAUCUCCACGAUGUUGAUGGACUCUCUCCUAAGCCUUCCAUGCCGCCAGCCAUGACGUCUCAGCCCAGGUCCCACGAAGGGUCGCUGGGCUUCUCCUCCGAUGUCUUCAUCAUGGACACCAUCGGAGGGGGGGAGGUCAGCUUGGGGGACCUCGCAGACCUGACCGUCACCAACGACAACGAGCUGAGCUGCGAUCUCUCGGACAGCAAGGACACUUUUAAGAAGACCUGGAACCCCAAAUUCACCCUGCGGAGUCACUACGACGGCAUUCGAGCUCUGGUCUUCCACCACCGGGAGUCGGCUUUGGUCACCGCCUCGGAGGACGGGACCCUCAAGCUGUGGAACCUUCAGAAGACGGUGGCUGCCAAAAAGAACGCUGCGCUGGAUGUGGAGCCCGUCUACGCCUUCAGAGGACACAGGGGCCCGGUGCUCUCGGUGGCCAUGGGUUGCAACAGCGAGACCUGCUACAGUGGGGGAUCAGACGCCAGGAUCCGCUGUUGGAAGCUCCCCGAUCUGGGCAUGGACCCUUACGACGGCUACGAUCCAAGCGUGCUCCACACCGUCCUGGAUGGCCACACGGAUGCUGUCUGGAGUCUGGCCUUCAGUCUGGCGAGGAAUCGCUUGGCUUCCUGCUCGGCGGACGGCACCGUGAGGAUAUGGGACCCGUGCAGCGGCGCCUGUCUUAGCACCUACAACACAGACAGCGAAAACGGCACCCCGACCUCCGUCGCCUUCUCCAGCACUGAUGCCACGCGGGUGGUGGCAGCCUUCCAGACGGGCAGGGCGGUUCUCUAUGACGCAGAGGCUGCCUGCCCCAUCUUGACCUUCGAGGGCAGAGCUGCCAGUGGAGCCAGCCAGAUCAACCAGGUGGUGAGUCACCCCACGCAGUCGGUCACCAUCACGGCACACGACGACCGAGGGAUCCGUUUCCUAGACAAUCGGACAGGAAAAGCCGUGCACUCUAUGGUGGCCCACCUGGAUGCGGUUACCUGCCUAGCUGUGGAUCCGAAAGGCGUCUUCCUGAUGUCGGGAAGCCACGACUGUUCGCUGCGGCUGUGGAACCUGGAUAACAAGACCUGCACGCAGGAGAUCACGGCUCAUCGCAAGAAGCACGAGGAGGCCAUCCAUGACGUGGCCUUCCACCCCAGCAAGGCCCUGAUUGCCAGCGCCGGAGCCGACGCCCUAGCCAAGGUCUUCAUAUGAAGGGGAGGCAGGCCUGCAGGAAUCCCGUCUCUUCCGCUUCCUCCUUUCUCUGGCCCAGCAGUGGUGCUAACAUGGCGCGUUCCCUCACCUGCCGGGACCCUCCCCGUCUCUCACCCGAGCUCGGGACCGAUGCCUGCUGGACAGCACGAGGGGCCAGCCGUGGCCCCUUCCUCGCCCUCGCAGCUCACCUCUCUUCACCAGCACUGAAAACAUUUUUUCCACUCAUUUCAAUGCCGCCCUGUGGUUUUUAUUUCCCAGCUCAGGGAGUGGAAAAAAAAACACGCCCAAUUUACCCCGUCCCCAACGGCCAUCGGAAGGGGAAGGAAUCCCCCUGACUCAGCUGCUGGAGUCUGGUGGGGAGAGGCACCUGGACCCCCAAACCUCAGCCUCUUUGGGAAAGGGGCGUUGAAAUCCCCCCCCCCCCUUUCUUGGCUCGGUUGACCUGAGGACAUUUUUUGCUUUCUUCAAACGUUUCGGGCCGCUUUGAUGCCGCGCAGACUCUUCCCGAAGACGGACAAAACGCACUGGAUCCCCAGCUCCAAAGUCGGGGCUACGGGGCUCAAGAUCCGGAGGAAAUCAAGUGCCAACCUUUGCUCCUUCUGAGCCACAAGAUGACCCCCUCCCCCUUUUCUGCCUCCCCUUCCCCUCUGCAGCCCCUUCGGAUCUGCACACGGGGCGUGCCUCGCUCAGUGGCGACGAUAUUUGGAAGAGGAGACGGGGGUGUCAUUCUCGUCCAGCCCCUCCUGCCCCCCCAAUUUCUCAGGCAGGUAUCCUGGAAGAGGCAGGAGAUUCUGGGUGAGGGUCCGCUCUGCUUUUGUGGGUAUUCUAAAGCAGAGGGUCUGCAAACGUGGCCCCUUUAAGACUGCCCGGAUUCCCCAAAGAAUUCUGGGAGUUGAAGUCCACAGGUCUUAAAGGGGCUGCGUAUGGAGACUUCUAAAGGGGAGAGAUAAGAGAAGGGCAUCGGGGAGCAGGGUUGACCAAUCAACCAGCAAACCAUCCCAUGCUGGUCUAUCCUGCUAGAGACUAAACAUCCUGGCUUGUUCCCGUCCUUGCUGGCAGGGGGCUUGGGGGGGGGCAGGAGGAAGGGGUCGGGGAAUGUGGUGAAUAGGGUGAGGAGGAUGGUGAUAAGUUUUGGGGGAAGAAUGUUGUGAGGCCCACCCUGCAGGGGUUGCUCCUGGGUGACCCUGAGAGGGAGGGGAGUGGGUUGUCAAAAUGGGCUCAGAGGAAGGGGGUCCUGCUUUUGGGUGGGUGGGUGGGGGGCUGCGUCCUUGCAGAAGGUGGGGGGAGGCGCCAGAUGUGACCUCCUCUUGACAGCUGGAAGCAAAGCAAUCCGCAGCCUUUCUCAAUUUGGGCCACGGGAGUUGAAAUCCAAACGGAACCAGUGGGGGGGGGGGGAAUUCUGGAAGUUGAAGCCUCCCCAUCCUGAAGUACGACAGCUGGGGGAUUCUGGGAGUUGAAGUCCAUACCUUUCCCAGUUGCUAAGGUUGGGUGGGGUGGGGGGAACCCACUUAUUGGAGAGCCGUGCCUGAACCCAGCUUCAUGGGAGCAAGAGGGGCACAAGGACCCACCUUUUGGGGGUCUAUACUGCGGACCAGACCAUCCGCUCUCCUGGAGGGGUGGAGCUGUGUAAAUUUCUCCUCCCCCCCCCUCCAGCGCCUCCAUCUUCGUCCUAAAUUGGCCAACCCCACAUGGGGUGGGCAGCUGCCAGCUUCUGUCCCUGGCCUGGGGCACCGGUUCUGCGCAAAGGUGUGGGCAGAAGCACAGCUCUUGGGGGGGGGGGGGCCUCUGCAGCGAGGGGGGUCCUAAAAGUCAAGGGAGCGAGCACCACCAGGAGAUCAAAGCCCCCUCUUUUUUUAAUGCACAUCUGUGGGCUUCGGUUUCCCAAUUCUCUCCUCCCUCUUGACCUUAUAAACUCCCCCUCUCCCUACAAAAGCCCCCCAAGCUGUGUACCCCUUUCCCUGCAGUUGGGAGUAAUUUUUUUUUGUGGGGGGGAAGCGAAAACGGUUUGGGUUUCUCUUUUUUUCAAGUUUUAUCUCUUUUUCGGGCUUUGGGGCUUCCUCGUUUUUGUAUAUUCUGUACAGUCGAAGAAAACAAGAUUCAAAAAGAAAAAGGACACACACACACACACACACACACACACACACCUGGGCACUCAGAAGGGCUGAUGAUCCUGGAAAUAACCACAAUCUCCUUAUCACUGUGUGAUAGUUUCUACACACCACCGUCAUUGUUUUUUUUUUAAAAAGAGAGAAAACAUCCAAUUCGAACUCGAGACGGGGGAGAGGAAGGCCGAUUUCAAAGGGGAGAAGCAGCCGUGUGACGUGUACCCCAAAUUUAUACCCACCCACCCACCUCCAAGACUCACUACUGGCCACUCUCUCCCCCUCCCCAUUUCCCCCCCCCCUUUCCUCUUCUCUGGGGCUCAUCCGGACUCUGCAAGCCUGCUUUUUUUU